GCGCCGCUGGGCCCGAGCAUGCCCGGCCCGCGCGCGCGCGGCGAGCAGCCGCGGCUCCACCCUGGGGCCCGGUUCCGCGAUGGACGCUGGGAAACCCGCGCCGCCCCCCGGGGAACCGUUCUGCGAGGCCCGCGUGGCGUACUCCACGGCGGAGUUCCCCUUCCUGGCGGCCUGGCGCCCGGGCUCCUCGGGGCCCUGCUGCCCCGCGCUGGCGUGAGCGCCCCGCUGGAGCGCCUGCACGACACCUGCGGCGGCAGCGCCGCGCUGCGGCGGCGGCUCACCACGCAGAGGCUGCGGCUGCGCCACGGCGCGGCCUUCGACGCGCUGUGGUGCCGCUUCGUGCAGCGCGUGCUGCUGCCCCACCUCGGGGAGGAGUGGGUCCUGUUCGAGCGGUCGCCGAACCUGCGGCUCCACUUCGCGCGCCAGAAGGCUCCCGUGUCCGCACACUGCGACUCGGAGCACUUCCACUCGCCCUUCGAGAUCAACUUCUGGGUGCCGCUCGUGGACAUCUUGGAUGGCAGCGAGAGCCUGUGGGCCGAGUCCGCCCCGGGGGCCGGCGACUUCCGCCCCUUCGUGGCGCCGUACGGCGAGGCCGUGCGCUUCUACGGCAACAAGGCCACCCACUUCACGGUGCCAGUCGGGCGGCGGGUGGACGGCCUGCAGUUCCUGACCGCGGGCCCGCAGCGCUUCACCGUCUUCGGCUACUACGGCGUCGUGUGCGCCGCCGGCGAG
This is a messenger RNA of Prorocentrum cordatum, 732 nucleotides long. The record is from the annotation of a GenBank genome assembly. Lineage: Eukaryota; Dinophyceae; Prorocentrales; Prorocentraceae.